AUGAUAAAAAAUUUAAUUGAAAAUGCAAAAUUAACAGCACAAAAGGUCAUGACCAAAGAAUAACAACAUAAAUAACAAUAAAAUGAAUCCUUUCCAACUUUUGACUAAUUGGCUUAUAAGAAUUAUAAUAUUCCGAAAGAUAAUUUAUGGUAAUACUCUAUUGAGGAUUACUCAAAUAUUCUACAUUAAAUGGAAGAUUAUAUUAAUAGACUUUAAAGAGGAUAUGAUGAUGUUUGUUAAUCAUUUAUGCCCAUGUUUGGUAAAUUUGAAAUGCUUGAAAAAGAAAGGAAAAGAAUGGCUUAAGAAUUAUAUGAAAAAGAGAAUCAUUGUAAGGAAUUAGAACAAGCAAUGAUAGAAAUGUAGGCUGAUGCUGACAAUGAACUAAGAAAGAAGGAGAUUAUUGAAUGCGAAUUAGAGUAAUCAAAAAAAGAAUUAUAAACUGUUUAAGCCUAAAUAAAUUGGAAUAACAAUUAGAUAGAUGACAAGGAAUUGUCAGAAAUUAAUGCUGCAUUUAUUGAUCUCGAUAAAAGUAAUGACGAACAAUAUAAAUAAAGAAUAGAUGCAUUACAAAAAGAAAUUCAAGAGUAUAUUUAAUUAAAUAAGGAAUAACUUCAUAAAAUAAAUUUAUAAGCCUAAGAAAUUGAUAAGCAGUGCUUAGAAUAUAGAUAAAUUAAUAGAAAUUAUAAUAUGGUAUUACAAUAGUUAGCUGAUUAAUAAUCAAAAAGUAGAUAAGAGAUUGAAUCUAAAUAAUAAUAAAUCAAUUUACUUAUUAAAGAAAACAAUAAAUUAAUUAGCUAACUAUAAUAAUUGGAUUAGCAGAAAACAAUAGAAUUAUAAAUACAAUUAGAAAAUACUAAAUGCAAGGAAGAAAUCCAAGAUCUCAAGAAAAUUAUACUAAAAAAAGAAGAAGAAAUUAAGGCACUCAAUAACUAAAUUCUAAUUGAAAAGCAAUAAUAAUAACAGCAGAAUGAUCUGAUUAAAGUACUGAAAGGGAAAAGAGAUAUGGCCAUCAGUGAAAUCACUUAAAUGCAAUCUAAAUAACUUUCAGAUACUUCAUAAACUAUAACUCAAUAAAGAUUAAAAUAAAUGAGAUUUUCAUUUCAAAAUAAACUGAUUUAAAUGAGAAAACAAUUUGAAAAUAUGUAUAAGUAGUAUUUAACAUUAAUAUGUAAACUUGAAGAUAAUAACCUUUCAAAUGAUUUAAUGAAAUUAGAAUCAAUAAUUAAUAAGAUUGUAAUAGACAUGUAAGACUUAGUAGAUGAGGUUGAAGAGUUAAUGGGUUGA
This is a messenger RNA of Paramecium octaurelia, 1284 nucleotides long. The record is from the annotation of a GenBank genome assembly. Lineage: Eukaryota; Ciliophora; Oligohymenophorea; Peniculida; Parameciidae.